Messenger RNA from Fusarium proliferatum ET1, 4461 nucleotides. RefSeq lists its product as uncharacterized. NCBI's taxonomy places the organism in Eukaryota, Fungi, Ascomycota, Sordariomycetes, Hypocreales, Nectriaceae. The record is from RefSeq and is a predicted model, not a curated record. Gene Ontology annotation, molecular function: ATP binding; protein binding; protein kinase activity. The transcript is spliced from 8 exons. Bases 1 to 4461 code for a protein of 1486 amino acids. Gene Ontology annotation, biological process: protein phosphorylation.
AUGGGCGAUUUUCAAUCAUUUUCGACGUAUUCCGCUCCUUUCUUGGUGACCGAACUCAUCAACCGCCCUGACAAGACAUACGCAGUAAAAGGCCAAGCUGAAUUCUUGGCUGUCGCCGUCGCCCUCGAUGUCCCGAUCCUCAGCGCCCAGAACAAUGUCAUCGCCAGCAUGAAUAUUCUCUCCGCUGGCGCUGGCGCUUCAUUCGCGGUAUUUGCAUCAGCUGAAGAACUCAGCCUCGAUGCAGAUGAGGACUUCAUCAAUGCGACACCCGGAGUACGCGAUUGGAUCCAGAAAGCAAAAGAUAGCCAAAAGUUCAGACGAUACGUGACUAAAAAGAUUGUCACCUCUCAAGGAGUCGCGAGUGACUCGCCUCAGCUUGCUGCUGCUAUUAACGAGAUACGAGUUCUAUCGAAUGAGACGAUUCGGCAAUGUGACUUUAUUGUUUCGAUGCUGGCCAUUUCGUGGAGCGAGUCGCCUAGUGUUGGCCGGUUUUGGCCGCAAGUCUUGCUUGAGGCUGCUGAUGAGGGAACUUUGGCGGAGUAUCUCUCUUCUAACAAAGCCGAUUUCAAGUCCCAAUUGGCAAUAUCCAUGAACAUCGGUCGCGCGCUACAGUUUCUUCACGCUCACGGCAUCGUCCAUGCUGAUCUGAAGCCAACGAAUGUGCUCGUUUUCACUUCUGGCUUUGACGAACACCAACAUGACCUACUCGACAAAACUGGUCUUCCGCCUAUCCGGGCUAAGCUAUGCGACUUUGGAUAUGCGGUGAUCCUCGAUGAUUAUAAGUCUGAGAAUAUGUUUCAAGCGAGAAUCGGUAGUCUUCCAUGGAUGGCACCCGAGCUCGAUGCAGAAGAGCCGAUCAGAUUACAGGAUCUUCACAAGACGGACAUAUACUCUCUUGGAUUACUCACUGCCAGCAUCUUUAUGAACGGUUGUACGCCCUUUGAGUCACUGAGUCCAGGAGAUGUUUUGGAGAUUAAGAAGAAAACACCAGACCAGUCAGGCUCAGCAGUCAAAGUGCUUAUAGAGAACAUCAAAAAGAAAACACCUCUUACGGAACCACAAGAAGAGUACGUGUACGCUUUUCUCGGGGGAACUUGCGCACCUUCAGCAUCAGAGAGGGUAUCACUUUCGGCGAUACAAAGCUACUUGUUCCUGGGGCUCAUGCAACAAUUACACACUGGAAAGGCAACUAUUCCUUUAGAAUGGUUCAAAGAUCUGCGGCCAGCUGCGGAUGGGUACAAGGGUGCUCUGGCUGCGCUGGAGAAGAAGCAUUCAGGGAUGACAAACGAAAUUGACCAGGACGAAAUGUUGAUACAACUUCGACAAAUGCUUGAUGAAGUAGUAUCCAUCAAGAUCAACAACCCAGAGUUCGAGAAAAUGCUCGCAACAUGCUUUGAAGACCACAGCCUCAAGCCGGCUAGUCUCAAGAAGUUUAAGAAGAACUGGAAGCCUGACGAAGAUACUCAGGAUAGUGAAGACUUCAUCUCUCGAAUGGAAGAGAUCUUUGAUGGAGCCAUAGCCAAAGUCCCUGAUUUCGCAUUCGAGCACUCGUUGAACGUAUCUAUCAUCCCGAGAGUGGCUCAGGAAGAAGUCUUCCGAGAUUUGAGGGAGAGCGUUGAGUCUGGGGAUGCACAAGACUCUGCCGCGCCCCUUCACCUAGCUGGGGCAUACCUCAAUGGACAGCUUGUCGAGACAUCAAUAGAGAAAGGCCUGUACCAUCUUGUUACAGCAGCCAUCAUGGAGAACCCGGAAGCCCUGUCCGUCAUCCUUAGUAUCUUUGAUGCAUGCGACACCGCUCUACCACCAGACAGUGCAGGUGAAUUGCUUAGCAAGAUUGAGUCAUAUGGGACCAAGACAUUCGGCCUUGCUCAGGGGACACUAUUCGACCAUCUAGUCCCUAAGCAUCUCUCAACGAAUCAAAUCCUCGGGAAGAUCUGGACUAGCAAGUGGCCAGAGAAGUAUGAAGCAUAUCUCGCAACUGGGCGCAGAUUUCCGAAUAUGUUUCUCCUUCACUGCAACAGUCCUUUGUUCUUGAAGGAGAAGCCAAAUAUGGACACUCCAGUAUUCGACUUUGAUCAACUGGCAUGCCUCAGAGAUGCAGGAAAGGAAAAUAUAGAUCUCGCAAAGACAGACGAGUUCAAAGAAGAAGUUGCUCGACUCGACUGUCUCAGCUACUGCAACAAAGAUGGUUUUACGCUGCUUCAGAUUGCAGCUUGUAAGAACGAUCUUGUCAUGGCGCGUGCUCUGGCUGAACUCGGUGCUGACGUCAACGCACACGGCAACACUCACGGCUGGGCACCAUUACUUUUAAGCUGCCACUGCGGCCACUUCGAUAUGGCAAAACUCCUGAUCGACAAUGGCGCUGAUCCAACCAUACGGGAAACCAUGCACGGUGCUACGAUUCUUCACUCCCUCACACAGUUCUCGAAACGUGAGCACUGCGAGGAGAUAUUCGACAUUGCCUUAUCAGCCGGUCUUGAUAUAAAUGUCCUUAUGAAUAACGGUGCUACUCCACUGCACACUACAUUUGUAGCGUGGGACUAUUCUCAAGGAGUGGCGACUGAGCUUCUGCUGGAGUAUGGUGCAGAUCCUACGAGACAGGUCCAAGAAUGGGAUGGCUUCUUGAACUUCAACACUGCGAUUGCGCAUGCAGCUCAGCAGCUUGACGUCGAUCUCUUACGAAGAAUGUUAGCUGCUUCAGAGGCCUUGGUGCCGAUUCUAGGUUUGCCGGCGCGACGUCAACUCAGCGAUGCCAAGGCUCAGGCCCUCAGUGCUGUUCUUCGAAGAACACGCUUCUACUGUAUGUGCGUCGGAGGCAAAGGGUACAUAGGUAAAUUGGAGACUGUCAUCUCUCUUCUAGCUGAUGAGGACGCCCGCUCGGUGAUGUUAGAGCGACGACGUGUGGACAAGAAGCAACCAACUGAUCCCUUUCUGACAAUGUGCACUUUUAGAGGGUCAGGCUUCCUCGUCGAUGCGUUUCUGAAAGUCUUUCCAGAUACUGUUAUUGACGAUCCUUCGUGGAAUCUGCCGAGACUGUUUCUACAUGUCGCCAUUGAGAGGAGAGAUAUUGAGGCUGUACGUGCUUUUGUCAGACAAGGGGCGGAUAUCCUCACCAAGGAGAGGGGAGGGCGAAAUGCUCUUCACUUUGCAGCGCACUACUUUCCCAAGAUCCUGCCAGAGCUUAUCAAGACACUUGAAGAGUUUCCCUCGGAUAGGCGACAGGGGAAGAGUAUGACAGAGAUAUUGGAGGGGCAGUGCAACUCUGGACUCACGGUCUUUGCUCAGCUUCUUGUUGAAGGGUACGAUGAUGAGCGCAAGCUGGCAGAGAGUCUACGGGCCAAGUACUCGCUGAAGCAUGACUACAAGAUGAGGCGAGAUGGCAGCUGGGUGACAUUCGGAGGCUACCUUGUUUCACUAGCUGUUGCUGAUGGCUUGGUACCAAUCGAACAUAUCCAGUAUCUCCUGAACUUUGAUGUACUUCCCGAGUAUGUAACUACGCCAGCAGGCAAGACCUUACUAGCGACAGCUAUAGAAGGCUUUUCAGGAUCUCGGGACUCAUAUGACCUUGCGUGCCAUCAGAUCACAAGAAUGCUUUUGGCGAAGUACCCAGCUUUUGAUGACGUCUUCCGCAUUGCCGAUGAAAGAGGCAGAACCGCUCUUCACAUCGCGGCUUACUGGUCUAACAAGACUGCUUUGCAAAUGAUCAAAGAGCAUGCACAACGAAAUUUCCCCAACAAGACCAUUCCGUGGAAUACAGAAGCUAGCGGUAACACAGUCUUGGACCACACGUUACAGGGUAUAAAGGAGAAGUCAUUCCCAGCACUUGAUAAUGAAGUCAACAAAGUUGCUACACGUUCCACCAGGAAAGCCGCAUUGGCGUGCUAUUUAUUCUUACGUGAGAAUGGAGCGCUGCAUAAUUGGGAGUUGGAGGGGUCUUUGGUAGCGGCACGGUUGAUAAUGUACACGCCUGACUUUCAGAAGAUCGGUCUUUUCUUGAGACUUGCGACACAGAGACUUGGGCUGGGACCACCAGACGUCGACUUUGACAGAUGCUUCGAGGUCGGCAUUACAACCAGUUUAGAUGGAAGACUUAUCCGAGUUCCAGUCGUGGACCUUAUCUGGAAACAUGACAACUUCAUCCUCAGAUUCUAUUCAGUCCGCAUAUCAUCUCUGGCCAUAGAAGGUUUCCGUCAGUUUCACGGUUGGAUCGAGAAGAGAAUGACAGAAACUGAGCCACAAUGCUAUCAAAGUCUCGGUCUUCCCGCUGGACGUUGGCCGUUCAUGACUCUCACCUACGAUAAACCUAUACCUUAUGCAAAAGAGACGAUGCGUUGGUCUCGUGGCGGUAGGGUUUGGACUGAAGAAGAACGCGAUAAUCUGAAAUCGCAAUUUUCAUCACUAUGGGACAUGUUCUUUGGGGAGGUUGAGGAGCAGUUCUUGUCUAGGUUUGAGAUGGCUUAA